GUUGCGUUAUUUAACCGCUCAUCACUAAAAAAUCAUCAAAUCUUGCGCUGUGUGAACAUUGACGUGUCCUAAUGACGUAGAGUGUCGUCUGCUAGGAGGGCAGCGGGCAGGGAGGGUAGCAGUCGUGGCCACUACUUGCCGCAAUGUACGCGUAUGUCCCGAUCUUUAUUUACGAUUGAUAUAUAAAAAUAAAUAACCGAGUAUUUUCUCGAUUUCCAUCGACUAAAUUCGAUGCGUUAAUUAAUUGAAUAAUUUUCAUAUAAUUCGGGCGAAUGAAAAUUCACUGUGACUAUGGAGCUCGGAAAAGGACUUUUAGUUUUGUUGCUUCUCUUGGUUAUGUUUUCCGACGCAGAGCUCGACGAGGGGUUGAAAAAACGUGAGGAUAUCGGGGAUAGUAAGAAAUCUAGUACUAACGACGAUCACGAUGAAGAAAUCGUCGAGGAAGACUUGGAGAACGCCUUCGAACAGCUUCGUGAAAUCAAAGCCUUGCGUGACACUAUUUUGAAGCUGGUACCAGCAUCCAAUCCCUUUUUGAGGGAUGUUUUACUUGGUAAACAACGUAAGGGUGACUCCCAAGAUCAAAACGAGGAUGAAGAUGAUGACUCAGCCUCCUACACAGUCCUUAGAUCCGGUUCAAAAGAUCCAGAAAUAAUUCGAAUGGAAGAAAUGAUAGCUUACGCUAAACAGCUGAAAAUUGAACAAAAAAGAGAAAGAGAACGGCGUGACAGGAAUUUGGAUGACGAUAUCGGCGUCGAUUCUUGGGAAGAAAAUGAUGUAUCUAUCGCCGAUGUUCCUGAAGAAGAAAUUAUCGUACCAUUGACUCCUGAACAACAAGAAGCCGAGGAAUUAUUCAAGAAGGCUCAAGCCAUUCUGAAUGCUACUCACUCCAAUAAGGCCGAGGCACACAAGCUCCUGACAGCAGCCGCUACUUUGGGACAUAGAGAAGCUCGUUCGAUGCUUGCUUGGGGUCAGCUACUAGGAACACAUCUAAGUUCGUCUUCAUCCAGUUCUUCCUCGCAGGAUAUUUCUUCCGCGUUACAAACUUUCAAGGAACUUGCUGAGACUGGAUUACCCUCUGCUCACAUGGGUUUAGGUUUUCUUUACGCUACGGGCUUGGGGGGAUUGAAUGCUUCACAAGGAAAGGCAUUGUUACAUUACACUGUAGCAGCUCUGGGAGGAGAUACGAGGGCACAAAUGUCUCUGGGAUAUCGCUACUGGGCUGGUGUUACAACGGCAGCGUCUUGUGAGAAGGCGUUGGACUUUUAUCGCAAGGUAGCUAACAAGGUUGCCGAAGAAGUAUCCUUGAGUGGAGGACCAGUCAUUCAACGAGUCAGACUCUUGGACGAGUAUGAAAAUCCAGGGUAUACCUCCGGCAUACUGGACCAGGAUUUGAUCGAGUAUUAUCAAUUGCUAGCUGAGAAAGGAGACAUUCAAGCCCAGGUUGGACUUGGACAGCUUCAUUAUCAAGGCGGGAGAGGCGUCCCGUUAGAUCACCAAAAGGCACUUCACUACUUCCAGCAUGCCGCUGAUGCUGGCAAUUCAUUAGCUAUGGCCUUUCUGGGAAAGAUUUAUCUUGAGGGAAGUGACAUAGUUAAACAGGACAAUGAUACAGCCUAUAAAUAUUUUAAAAAGGCUGCCGAGCUUGGCAAUCCCGUUGGUCAGAGUGGCUUGGGGCUUAUGUACUUGUACGGCAGGGGCGUAGAGCGAGACACAGCCAAAGCUUUGAAGUAUUUUAGUCAAGCAGCGGAUCAAGGCUGGGUUGACGGGCAGCUGCAGUUAGGGAACAUGUACUUCAGUGGAACAGGUGUAAGACGCGACUACAAACUAGCUAACAAAUACUUCAACCUCGCGAGUCAAUCUGGCCAUGUACUGGCACUGUACAAUUUGGCACAAAUGCAUGCGACAGGAACUGGAAUGAUGCGAAGUUGUCCAACGGCUGUAGAGCUCUUAAAAAAUGUAGCCGAGAGAGGAAAGUGGAGCGAUCAGCUAAUGAUGGCUCACAACGAGUAUCGGGAGGGAAGAGUAGAUGAAGCAUUCGUCACCUAUGCUCUUUUGGCCGAGAUGGGUUACGAGGUUGCUCAAAGCAACGCAGCCUUUAUUCUGGACAGAGCAGAGACAACCAUUUUGUCGGAGGAAGAGGGGCUUGUCAGAGCUUUAUAUCUUUGGGCACGUGCCGCUGCUCAAGGGUAUUCUCCCGCGCAGGUGAAACUGGGCGAUGCUCAUUACUACGGCAAAGGUACACGGGUCGACUACGAGGUUGCGGCUAGUCACUAUCGAUCCGCUUCAGAUCAACAACAGAAUGCUCAAGCAAUGUUCAACCUGGGCUACAUGCACGAGCGCGGUCUUGGCCUCGCUAAAGAUCGACACUUGGCGAAACGUUGUUACGAUUUAGCGGCUGAGGCCAACGCAGACGCCCGUAUACCGGUAGCCCUGGCCCUCCUCAAACUGUCUUUUUUAUUCGGACUUGACUAUAUCCAAGAAUUGAGCUUUAUCGACCAUUGGGACCAAUGGGAUCAGUUCCUUGGGCAAAAUUGGGACUUAUAUCUAAUCGGAUUGCUCACCGGGAUGCUCAGCCUGGUAAUUUACUUUCGUCGACCUCAACCGCCGCCACCGCGACCCGCACCCCCUGUUAACUAGUCUUAUUUUACUUACAUGAACACUUGAACACCAUGAAUUAUUACCACCAAGCGCAGGGUCGUUCAUUGAGUUGUGAAAUAACACAAUCGAGAUGUUUUCUAUUAUUUUAAAUAUGAAAUAACGGAUAUACAAAUUUUAUCAACUAUUUACAAAUGUAUGGCUCAA
Molecule: messenger RNA, 2802 nt
Organism: Diprion similis
Lineage: Eukaryota; Metazoa; Arthropoda; Insecta; Hymenoptera; Diprionidae
Gene: Hrd3
Product: protein sel-1 homolog 1
Exons: 6
Coding region: 292-2637 (781 amino acids)
Biological process (GO): ERAD pathway
Cellular component (GO): endoplasmic reticulum membrane
Molecular function (GO): protein binding
Source: RefSeq, a predicted model, not a curated record